Messenger RNA from Didymodactylos carnosus, 904 nucleotides. Lineage: Eukaryota; Metazoa; Rotifera; Eurotatoria; Philodinida; Philodinidae. The record is from the annotation of a GenBank genome assembly.
AUGUCAAAAGAUUUUUAUGAAAAUAGUUUAGAAUAUGACCUAAUUGAUAAUAAAGAAAAUGAAUCGAUAGAUGAUAAUGAUGAUGAUAUUGACGAUAAUGAUGAUGAUAUUGAGAUGCAAAUAUUACCUGAUUCAGACGAAGAUACUUUCGUAGAAUCGAUAGACAGAAAUGACACAUCGGAUGAAGAUGGCGACAAAUGGCAUUUAGUCACGGAAGCGGAUGAUGAAAGACCAAAAGCAUUGCUACCUUUUACUGUUAGUCCAGGAGUGCGUUUUAGUGUUUCUGGAAAUCCAAAGCCAGAGGAGUUUUUCGAAAAAACACUACCAGACACAUUGUUUGAUGAAAUCACAAAAUUUACCAAUAAACGUGCUCAACUUUAUUUAUUGAAGGUCAAAUCAGAUAGAACUAUCAUCUGGAAACCAGUAAGAGUUUUGUGUCCAAGGAGACCUCUUUUACUGAUUUCUUUAUUUCAUUCCUUCUAAUUCUUCUCUGUAGGUGACUACACAUGAAACAAAGGAGUUUUUCGCGAUAAUAUAUCAUAUGGGCAGUAAUCGAACGCGUACACUUCAAGAUUACUGGUCAACUGAUCCAUACAAAAUUACGCCUAUAUUUCAUUCGUCUAAAUUUUUAUCGCGUAAUCGAUUUCUAAGUAUUUUAUGGUGCAUAAAAUUUUUACUAUUGAGAUAAAAUCUAUUGUCCAUCCAAUAAAAGAACGGUAUAUGACUGUUUUUCGAAUAACUUUCGAUAGGAAAAAGCUAAAGAGCUUCAAUUUUCAGCAUUCGAAAGAGGAGAUUUGGGGAUAUGUUUUCAUAACCAAAAAAUUUCCCAGAAGAGCUUUCUGGAACAGGUUUUCCAGGGGAUCUUUGGGAAAUUAGCUCGCGUGUAAAAAUUUUCCAAUAGGAU